Messenger RNA from Akanthomyces muscarius, 213 nucleotides. RefSeq lists its product as uncharacterized. The record is from RefSeq and is a predicted model, not a curated record. NCBI's taxonomy places the organism in Eukaryota, Fungi, Ascomycota, Sordariomycetes, Hypocreales, Cordycipitaceae. Bases 1 to 213 code for a protein of 70 amino acids. The transcript is spliced from 2 exons.
AUGGCCCGCCCGCUGCCUCAUGCUCCUCCGCCUUUUGCCAGCUUCCGGGUCGGGAGCGAUGGCGGUCACCUUGUUGACCUCUUUUCUUCGACCCUUUUGUCCCAUAAUUUCCCGAGGGCUCAUUUUUCCUGCGCACUGAUACUGCAAAUGCUUCUGCCACUGGUUCAGCCGCCCGCCUACUCGGUAUUUCUACGCCGGCGACUGAGCUUUUGA